AUGAAAAAUUCUUUAGAUUCCGGUUUAUUAACACAUGAUAAUGCCCAUACACAAGAAACUGUAAGUCUAAGUAAUAAGGCAUUAAAUUUUUUUUGGUCAUUUGCAGAUAAAGUCCAAACUAUGGAACCAUGUGAUGAAGACCUAGUGAUCAUUUUAUGGAAAAAUUUGUCAAGGGG
This is a messenger RNA of Entrophospora candida, 176 nucleotides long. Lineage: Eukaryota; Fungi; Glomeromycota; Glomeromycetes; Entrophosporales; Entrophosporaceae. The record is from the annotation of a GenBank genome assembly.